ACACAUAAUGGAAAAUUUCACUAACUGUACACCGGCCAAUUCAGGAGAGGACAGCUCGUCAGAUUACUACGAAGGUUCGGAGAAUGACAUUCUCGUCUACCGAUAUUUCUUCGAGAGACAAAUUAUAUCGUCCGUGUUUUUCACCGCUGCCGUCCUGGGCGCCGUCGGUAACAGUUUUGUCGUCGUCGCUGUUGCAUUGUCCAAGAAGCUUCGGACGACAACCAACGUGUUUGUCGUCAAUCUAGCCAUCUGCGACAUGGUGACUUGUCUGUUCAUGCCGUGGCAGGCUGUGGCGAUCCUGGGUGGUGACGACUGGCCAAUACCGAACGCGAGAUGGAUCUGCGCCAUGGCAGGAUUCGUCAUCGUCAUUACCUUCGGCGGCAGUGUCAACAGCCUUGCUCUGAUCGCCGUCAACCGUUGGGUGGGCAUCACCAAGUCUCGCUUCACCACCCGUCGCAUUUACACCACCCGUAAGCUCGCCCUGAUGGUCAUCUUCUGCUGGACUAUACCGAUCUGCUCUGCCCUGACGCCUGUCCUGACAGACUUCGGUGAACUGGGCUACGAGAAGCUUUACUCUACCUGUACCUGGGACAGGUCCAACCCAUACUCGUUCUACUACAACAUGCUGAUCACGGUGCUCUACUACCCGAUUCAGCUGACCGUCAUCGUGGUCUGCUACGCGUCCAUCUUCUGUUACGUCUUCAAGACAUCGCGUAAGAUGACACGUGCUGACGCUCCGUCCAUCUCGGAGAAAGUCAGCGGCGGAGGUGCCAACCGCGCCAUGAGAAGAAAGCUGUGGAAGAGACAACUAGACGUUACCAAAAACCUGUUGUACAUCGUCUUGGCGUUCAUCCUCUGCCUCACGCCUUACUUCACGGCCAUCAUAGUUUCCGCGGACUGGACCUACCGUCUUACCCCCUGGGCAGGUAUGAUCUUGUUCGGAAACAGCUGCGUCAACCCAUUCAUCUACGCCACCUCGCAUCCAGAUUUCAAAGAGGCUUUCGGGCACAUGAUAAGGUGUCGCAAAAUUCCCAGAGGUGGGUCCAGCCAGCGGUACAAAUCAACAGUCCCCUCAAGCUCCCAAGUGAACCCAGGCUACACGACAGAAGACACUCAGAAACUCUGAACACCAGCCGCCAAAUAGACUCCUUCAAUAGAAAAAGCGGACCCAAAAGCGGUCUAUUUACUGUAUUUUAAACUGUCCUAUUUUCUCAUUAACAUAUUCAUGGAUCAAAAUUGAACUGAGCCAUAGCUCACCUCUCGCACAAGCACAUUUAGUGAGUAUUCUGCAUUAUUAACGCACGUCGAUUUUAAAGCUGUGCUCUAUAACUUGCAAGAAUGUCAAACACAAAAUCUUUAGCCAGAAACUUGAUAGAUCAAAGUGUUCUUCGAUG
Patiria miniata (bat star) is the source of this 1394-nucleotide messenger RNA. RefSeq names its product octopamine receptor 1-like. Gene Ontology annotation, biological process: G protein-coupled receptor signaling pathway. The coding region runs from base 8 to 1126 and encodes 372 amino acids. NCBI's taxonomy places the organism in Eukaryota, Metazoa, Echinodermata, Asteroidea, Valvatida, Asterinidae. Gene Ontology annotation, cellular component: membrane. The transcript has a single exon. The record is from RefSeq and is a predicted model, not a curated record. Gene Ontology annotation, molecular function: G protein-coupled receptor activity.